Humulus lupulus (European hop) is the source of this 408-nucleotide messenger RNA. RefSeq lists its product as uncharacterized. The coding region runs from base 1 to 408 and encodes 135 amino acids. The transcript has a single exon. The record is from RefSeq and is a predicted model, not a curated record. Lineage: Eukaryota; Viridiplantae; Streptophyta; Magnoliopsida; Rosales; Cannabaceae.
AUGCUAUUAGUACAAGAUCUAAAGUAUAGAAGAUGGCUCAAAUUUGAUCACGUGUGGUCCAUUCUUAAAGAUUGUGAGAAAUUUACAAAUGACAACACCAAUUCACCAACUAGAUUCCAACAACAAGGUCGUAAUUUCAAUUCCCCCCAUUCUUGUUCUCAUGGUUUCGAAUCUCCGACAUCGGCACCCAGCGGUAUGAGUUCAUUUGAUCUUAAUAUGAAUGAUGAGGAAGUUCCUAUUAAUUUAUCUGAAAGACCUAUCGGUGUGAAAAAAGCAAAAGAAAAACAAAAAAGUGAUGAACAAUUUAAGAAAUUAAUGGAUCAAAGUCAAAAACUUGUUAACAUUAUAGAAAAUGACAACUUUGAAAGAAAUGAACUUCUGAGACAAAGGUUGAUGUGGCUAGAAUGA